This is a messenger RNA of Cylindrotheca closterium, 746 nucleotides long. Lineage: Eukaryota; Bacillariophyta; Bacillariophyceae; Bacillariales; Bacillariaceae. The record is from the annotation of a GenBank genome assembly.
AUGUGGGGAUCACCAUCAGAUGGCAGUGCCACAGGGGGGAGCGCUAUCUUUAUGAACUUGCUCAACGAGGAAUUCAGACGGAGGGGCCACCGAGUUUUUGUUAUCAGCAAUGAGAAUGGGGAAAAGCAAGUCAAUAGGAAAAGAAUGUCCCCAAAAGAUUUUCAUCUGCACAUACUAAAUCAGAAUCAGUACCCAGCAAAGCUGUUGCCCAAGUAUUUGAAGGCUGGUGCGAAAGGGAAGAAUACACGAGUCAUUAUGCGUUCUGAUGGCCCCUUUGCAUUGCAUCGGCAGAAAGUUCAACAAGACGAAGCACUUUUAAACACAGUGAUAAAGUACUGUGAUAUUCUCAUUUUCCAAAGUGAUUGGAGUCGUCGGGCAACAGAAAAGCACGUUUCAUACUACAAAAAGGUACCAAGUCGAGUUCGAAAAGUGAUAAUUGGGAAUGCUGCAGAUCCGUUUACUUUCUUUCCGCCCACCCGGGCGAGACACGUUCCCUCGAAUGGGAGGAUUCGCGUUGGAACUUCUGUUUGGUCAACUGCAGAACGCAAAAACUUUGAUUUGAUUGAGAAGAUUGUUCCAUUCUUGGACCCCAUUGAAUAUGAAUUGGUUAUUGUAGGGAGGGUUCCAGACAAUUUUGACAAAACAUUAUUUGAAGAGCGAAAUUUCACACUCUACCCACCAAUGAACCAGCGCGAACUGGGUAUCUUUCUACGAACUCGUGUCGAUGCUUUCUUGGCACCUUCAUG